Molecule: messenger RNA, 897 nt
Organism: Hyposmocoma kahamanoa
Lineage: Eukaryota; Metazoa; Arthropoda; Insecta; Lepidoptera; Cosmopterigidae
Exons: 9
Coding region: 1-897 (298 amino acids)
Biological process (GO): sensory perception of smell; detection of chemical stimulus involved in sensory perception of smell
Cellular component (GO): plasma membrane
Molecular function (GO): olfactory receptor activity; odorant binding
Source: RefSeq, a predicted model, not a curated record
AUGAAGUUUCAUAAAGACAAAAUAAGUGAAGUAUUACUACAUCUGACAAUCAACCUGAAGAAAUCAUUCAACGACCACGAGGUGGAAAAACAGAUGAUCAGGCGGUCAAAGAUUUCCACGAUAGCAUUUGUGAUUAUAGCAUGCUCCACAGUACUGAGUUUCGGAGUCGAUGCUCUAUUGCGUGACGGCACAUUCACGACAGUAAUAACUGCGUGGCCGGACGUCGAAGAUCGGAGCUUCGGUGCAGGUCUCGUUAGGAUUGUCAUCUAUAUUAUUUGGUGGUAUUUCGUUGUCAGAUUGAUUUGCGUUUUCUCGGUAAUAAUUCCAGUGACAAUUUUGCUAAGCCAUCAGUUCAAGAACUUGACAAGUUACUUUUACAGUUUGUCAGAAAUAUUCCAUGGGGACGAAAGUCAGGCCGAGAAGGAGAGGAAAUAUGAAGAGGCUUUUAAAUUGGGAAUAAAAUGGCAUUCUGAUACAUUAAGAUGUACCAGACUCUGUCAAGAUGCGUUCUAUUUUGUAUACAGCGGACAAAUUUUACUUAAUAUAUCACUUAUUAUUCUCCUCGUUGUACAGCUUGUGAUGUCCGAGCGAACAGUAACAAGCACGUUGGCGAACUUAAUCACGUUCACCUCAUUGUUGGUAGGCACUGGAUGCUUAAUGUGGAACGCCGGAGACAUUACUGUCGAGGCGUCCAAGUUACCAACGGCGAUGUUUCACUCCGGCUGGCAUAACUGCAGAGCACAGGCGUCACGUCGCAUUAGACCCUUGGUGGUCAUUGCCAUGUGGCAUAGUCAGAAGGCUGUGCAACUUCAUUGCCUUGGAAUAAUUAAGAUGUCUUACGAAUCCUACAUAUCGAUUAUCAAAAUAUCGUAUUCUGUGGUUUCUGUGAUAUUUUAG